Hippocampus comes (tiger tail seahorse) is the source of this 3262-nucleotide messenger RNA. Its product is annotated as G protein-regulated inducer of neurite outgrowth 1. The transcript is spliced from 2 exons. Lineage: Eukaryota; Metazoa; Chordata; Actinopteri; Syngnathiformes; Syngnathidae. Bases 578 to 2278 code for a protein of 566 amino acids. The record is from RefSeq and is a predicted model, not a curated record.
CAUUUUAUUCGGGACAGAGUGGAAUCGAACUAGAUGAAUUGACUGAACCGAAAUAUUACAGAUUAGCGCAUCAGUUAUUGUCCUAAUUUGGACAGCCCCUGCCUGAAUAAAAUCAGCCGGGUGGAAAAUGGAUGGUGAGAGUAAAUUUGGGGGGGAAAGAGUCAUUAAUCUUAUCCUGUACAAGAAUAAGUGUGCAUGCAAAUCCUGUCAGCUGACCUGAUUUUAACUCUUGAGCCACACACACACACACACACACACACACACACACACACACACAGGGUGUCCAGAGAUUGGCCAUCAGCUAAUAGGAUGACAGGUGGCGAGUUAAUCCUCGGUGGCCAAGAAGCGCCACACCCACGGCACCGGCUUUCUCACGCACGCACGCACUCGACUCGCAUGCUUGUUCAACGCCAUAUUUAUGCUACAGUUUGUUUCACAGAAACCACACUCGCUCACCGGACGGAGGAUCACCCGGAAGAAGUGAGGGCUGUUUUUGAGGGACCGAGAAAAGAUGUCAGGAGGAAAACGGGACGCCAUUUAGCUGCAAAGAAAAGGACGCUACUUUAAGGUUGUUGCCAUGGCAACGAGGCCCGUGCGACCCCACUCCGAGAUGUACCCGCCGGUGUGUUGUUCCGUCAGUCCGUCCGUGUCCUACUCCAGCUUGACGGAGGCCCCGGCAGAUGACGGCGAGGCCCAGACGCCCAUCUUCUCUGUCUCCAAGAGCUCCAUGGACGUCUUCAAGCGCGACCCGGCGUGGAGCGGCGCGGACCUGCGCCGCAGCGCCAGCGCCGAACAGGGCCCCCUGCAGCAUUUCCACGGGCGGCGGCGCGUGGGCAGCCUGCAGUCCCCGGACGCCCACAACCCACCCGCGCUCGGCGAGCGCUGGGUGUCCAACGUGCGGCGCUGGAGCCGCUGCAGCGGCGGAGGCAGCGCGCAGAGCCGCAGCAGCACGCCCGACACGGUGGUGUGGGCCGGUGGGACGUCGCGGCCCGGCAGCCUGGCGAGGGACGUGGCUUGUUGCGCCGUGCCUGGCUCUCCGACCACUCUCGCCUCCUCGCCGUUCAUCUCCCCGCUGCUGACGCCCACUCUGCCGUUCGUGGAUCGCUGCGUCACAUCACCUCUGGAGUCCAUCAGCGGACUACUCGCCCAGAAGGGAGACUUGCCGAGGUCCCCUCCGGCAUCCACCACCCCGCCUCCCGAGUCCUUUUUCCGGGCGACGAGCACAGAGGAGGAGGGCGUUCCCGGUAACCGUUUACUUUAUUUUCAGUAUCCCUCCCCGAUAGCGACAUCCAUGUGUUCAGAGGAAGGCGCGUCACCGUUCCUUGGAUGCCUCCCUGAGGAAGAGACGCCCCCGACGUCCGAUCCCCAAGGUCGGGUGUCAAGUUCAGUGGAUGAAGAGCGAAAACCGGACAAAGUAGCUUCGGUGCGCCACCUCCAGUUGCCGUGGCAACCGCAGUUCAGGAGGCCACCUCUGGUCUCCUCACUGAGCGAUUCCAUUCUUUGUGAUGGGUGCAGAUGCUCCGGGGGAGGCCCCCAAACGGAGCCCUUCCUCAAGGAGAAGGCCAGGCACAAAAUGGUGGACGCGGCUGUGCAGACGCUCUCCCCAGCGCAGACGCUCUCCCCAGCGAGUUCCUGGUUGGACCUUCCCAGGAACACUUCCCACUCCCUCCUGGGCUCGCCACCCGGAUCCAAACUGGACCUGAAAGCCUCGGUGGGCUCCAACUCCAACCUGGUGUCACCCUCCUCCAGCAUGUUCCCGCUGAGCGAGGGAGAGGAGGAGGAGAAGCCGAAAGACAUUUUGGAGCGACGAAGGUCGUGUCUUAAGGCACAAUCCGGGGAGGAGAAGGAAGAGCUGGGGGGGAAAAGGAGGAGCAGCAUGAAGCAGGUGCAGUGGGAUGAAGACGGGAUGACAUGGGACGUCCACGGCGCGUCCGUGGAGCCGGAGGUGCUGACCGAGGCCAUACGGAAGCACCUGGAGGUCCACAACAGUCCCCAAGCUGUCAAGCGGCCCUCCAAGAAGAAGACCAAAGCACCCAACCCUCCUGCCCCUCCCGCUGCGGCGCUCCCCGACACGACCCCUCCGGCCGACGGAGGCGAAGCGACGCAAGACGGCGGAGGCGAAACGGAGGAGGCGCCCGGUGAAGCGAGCGGAGCGGAGGAAGGAAACCACAACGUUCCGAAAUCCCCCUCGCUCUCGCGCGGGACCAUCCGGAAGAGGAGCGUGAUGAGGUCACUUCGACCGGGGUGGUGUGGAGGCUCGAAAAAGGAAGACGAAUAAGAUAAAAGAUGAGAUCGAUUCAUCCCACGGCAGGAAAAUUCACAGCUUACAGUCGCGAAGGACAGUGAAACAGAUUUAAAAUGUAUAGAUGAAAAAAAAAAAUAGAAAAAAGUUAGUUGAUCAAAGGGCUCAACAGAUUUAUUGCACUUUGUUUUAUGACACAUAAGUGACAUUGAAAAUGUUAUUUUUCAACAACUAAAUACACACGGCUGCUUCUCUAUCGCUGCUCUUUGCACAGACGAUUUCGAUCAAAGUCACGCAACUAAAAUGAUUUAUUGUAUUAUUUUAUUCAUUUGACUUAUUUUAUGUAUUCAUUGUGUUGAACUUAUUUACUACAGGAUCAGAAUUCUUGACUAACUUGAGUCCAGACAGAUUUAUGAACAAAAGCAAACAGAAAAAAACAACAACAAUAUCUUAGAAGUCAAGUCCGGGUCUACUGUACAGUGUUGAGUUUGGCAAAUAGUGAAGAAAAAUUCCCAAAAAAGAUACUUCAAGCUGUGCGUCGCCUCUCCCAAAUUUACAAUCAAACUAAAAGAAAGACAUAUUGUGUCUCGUGUAUUUACAAUAAAACUAGCCUAGCCUUCAAACGAGCUACUUGAAUGCGAACGCUAAUUAGCAUCUACGUUGAGCUGCUAUCAAGACAACAUAACAGUCGUCGCAGUCGUAUAUUCUUUAUCCUCAUAAAUUCCUCAUCCCCUGCAAAGAACGACUAACUUCAGUGCCGUACUGAUGAGCUGAGAGGAGUGCAGGAAUCUGAAUGGGCAUUUUAUCCGUCUGUCUGUUUCAUAUUGACCUCAGGCUGGGCGUACCAAAAAAAACUCACGCGACGUGACGAAAACAGUUGAAUGCCAUUUAAUUACGUCAUUCCUCGUUUUUAAUCAUAUGACAGAGUUGUGUCAACACGGCACUGAUAGCACGUGAGUCAUGAAUUCUGUCUCACCUUGUAUUUCAUUUAUUAUGAAUAGACUGUAAUUGUCAUUGAAA